AUGUUCAAGCUUGGUCCAUUCACAAAACAAUUAGUGAGCCAUGCAGACAGAGGCAUUCAGCAACCAUUAAAAGUCGCAUCACGUUUUCCUCGUGUUUGCUAUACAAAGCAGAUAGUACCCAAGAGAUAUUUGACAGUUUCUUCUGCAAGCAAAUCAAGUGCAAAAGCGAAUAAAAGUAGAGAUAUUCAAACGCAACCCAAAACUUUUACAUGGAAAUCAGCGGUGGUAUUAGCUAUGACAGCAGCAGGUCUUUUAGUUUACUUUAAGCAUGAAAAAGAAAGAAUGUUACUCGAGAAAGCCAAACGACAAAGAGAAAAGAUCAAGGCACUCGGCAAGCCAAACAUUGGAUGUCAGCCUUUUGAGUUAUACAACGUCAAUACAGAGAGACGUAUCACCUCGGACCAACUAUUACAGGGCUCGUUUUCGUUACUGUAUUUUGGCUUUACGCAUUGUCCCGAUAUCUGUCCUGAGGAAUUAGACAAGAUGGUCGAAGUGAUGGAGGCGAUAAAAAACGAACAGGCACACCACCAAGAACAACCCAAAAAGAAAAAGACAGCAGCCACAGCGGCUCAUCGUUUACAGGGCAUCUUUAUUACUUGUGACCCAUUACGAGACACAGCAGACGUAGUGAAAGAAUAUGUGAACGACUUUCAUCCGGAUCUCAUCGGUCUUACCGGCUCUGCAGAAGAGCUGAAGAAGGUGGCGCGUUCUUACCGUGUCUAUUCUUAUGUUCCGCCCAACGUCACAGUAAAAGACGAUUAUCUCGUUGACCACUCUAUCUUUAUCUAUCUUAUGGAUCCGCAAGGUCAGUUUGUGGAUUGUUAUUCAAGAGAUACAACAUCAGAGGAAAUCAUCGACAGUGUCAAAGACUACAUGCAAGAUUACAACAGCUUUAAUAAAGAAUAA
Mycotypha africana is the source of this 906-nucleotide messenger RNA. Its product is annotated as SCO1/SenC-domain-containing protein. NCBI's taxonomy places the organism in Eukaryota, Fungi, Mucoromycota, Mucoromycetes, Mucorales, Mycotyphaceae. Gene Ontology annotation, biological process: mitochondrial respiratory chain complex IV assembly. The coding region runs from base 1 to 906 and encodes 301 amino acids. The record is from RefSeq and is a predicted model, not a curated record. The transcript is spliced from 3 exons.